Olea europaea var. sylvestris is the source of this 4928-nucleotide messenger RNA. RefSeq names its product putative disease resistance RPP13-like protein 1. The transcript has 3 exons. The record is from RefSeq and is a predicted model, not a curated record. Gene Ontology annotation, molecular function: ADP binding. The coding region runs from base 371 to 4411 and encodes 1346 amino acids. Gene Ontology annotation, biological process: defense response to other organism. NCBI's taxonomy places the organism in Eukaryota, Viridiplantae, Streptophyta, Magnoliopsida, Lamiales, Oleaceae.
UCUACUCAAAACAGCUCAAGGCGACUCUGUCCUCUGUACACGGUUUCGCGUUGACUUGCGGAUUUAAUUGUGAGAUUAUUGAGAACUCAACUUCUCUCUGCUUUUAAUCUAAGAUAUUUGCAAUUGUAUAUUUUUUUCGGUUGGAUCUAAAUCAGCUCAGGAACAGAAAGGGAGUUUCCAGUUCUGUUCUGCAAUCUUCAUUCAUUCUUAUCCGUUGAACAAGAUUAUUCCACAAUCCAACUACGCCAUAUUGAUUAUUGGGAUUGGUCAAUAUUCUCAAAUUUUAGAGUGUUGGCCCUAUUCUGCAAAUUGGUUUUGCUCUUGAUUCAGAUCAGAUUUUGUUUGUUUCCAAUAAGAAAGAACCAAGAAAAUGCCUCUGGCGGAGCUCUUUCUUUCUGCAUUCAUUCAGGCACUGUUUCAGCAAUUAGCUUCAAGUCUGGUGGUGGCCUUCACCCGCCGGGAGAGAAUUGAUACCCACUGCAACAAAUGGCAACAAAAUCUGUCUUUUAUUCAGGCGGUGAUCGAUGAUGCUGAAAAUAAGCAAUUAACUGAUCAAGCUGUAAAAGUAUGGCUGGAGGGGCUCAGGGACUUGUUCUAUGACUUGGAAGAUAUAUUGGAAGAGAUUACCACUCAAGCUUUGAUUCAACAACAUGAAGGAGUUCUGCCCAGAACAAGUCUGUUGCGGAAAUUGAUCCCUACUUGCAGCAGUUUAUUACCUGCUUCACUUGCAUCCAACCAUAGGAUGGUGUCCAAGGUAAAAGAAAUCUCAAACAGAUUUGAUGAUAUCGUGAAGCUUAGGAAUGGUUUGAAAUUGGAAGAGAAUUUGGGUGGGAAUUCUAACCGAUGGAUGGUAACCAGAUUGCCUAGCACUUCCUUAAAUGAGCCCCACAUUUAUGGAAGAGACAAGGAUAAAGAAGCCAUACGGGAAUUGUUGAUUGGUGAGGGGGUGUGUCAAGAUGAUGUUUGCUACGUUCCAAUUGUUGGGAUGGGUGGAAUUGGCAAAACGACUCUUGCCCAACUUGUCUAUAAUGAUAGAGAUGUUAAGGGAAGUUUUCAUGUGAGGGCUUGGGUUUGUGUAUCUGAUUUUGAUGUGUUUACAAUAACCAAGAUAAUUCACAAGGCAGUGACUGAUGAUAGCGGUGAAUCUAAGGACUUAAAUAUGCUUCAAGUCAGUUUACAGCAGGAGUUGUCGAAGAGCAAGUUCCUUAUUGUUCUUGACGAUAUUUGGAAUGAGGACUAUGAAAAAUGGAACACGCUAUGUCGUCCUUUCCAUGGCGGGCAACCUGGAAGUCGAAUUAUCGUUACAACUCGCCUUGAUCAUAUUGCAUCGAAGGUGGGGUCUGUUCCAGCAUACUCUAUGAAGAUGUUGACAGAUGGUGAUUGCUUAGAUCUUUUAGCUCAUCACGCUAAAAGAGGUUCUAUAGAUGCUGAUCCAGAUUUAAGAGAAAUUGGUAAGGGACUAGUGAAGAAGUGUAAAGGAUUGCCUUUGGCAGCAAAAGCACUCGGUGGCCUCCUACGUUCUAAGGGAAGUAAGGAAGAGUGGGCAGAUGUGCUGAAGAGCAAGAUAUGGGAUUUACCAGAAGAAAACAACAUUCUUCCUGUUUUAAGAUUAAGCUAUCAUCAUCUGCCUUCGCAUUUGAAGCAUUUGUUUGCUUAUUGUUCCAUAUUUCCAAAAGACUAUGAGUUUGACAAGAAUGAGCUGGUGUUAUUGUGGAUGGGAGAAGGUUUUCUGCACCAAAAAAGAGGGAAUAAAGAGAUGGAAGAGUUAGGCUUCGAGUGUUUUAAUGAACUAUUGUUGAGAUCCUUUUUCCAACGACUAAGUGGCACUGAUUCACGUUUUGUGAUGCAUGACCUUAUGAAUGAUUUGGCUCAACUUGUUGCUGGAGGGAAGUGCUACAGGCUUGAUGAGAAGGUAAAUACUAACAACGAAUAUAGAGUACCAGAAAAAACUCGCCAUGCUUCAUUCCUGCGUCAUGAAUUUGAAGUUUACACAAAAUUCAGGGCAUUCAAACAAGUUCAAGGUUUGAGAACUUUUAUACCGAUGCCUGUCCAAAAUUCACACGUUUGGCCUCCUUUCUACUUAUCCAACAAGAUCUUACUUGAAUUGCUUCCAGAGCUUCAUCGCUUAAGAGUGCUAUCUCUAAGCGGCUAUUCCAUCACUGAGCUUCCAAGUAACAUCUGCAAGUUGUUACAUAUACGGUACCUCAAUCUAUCUGGCACUUCUAUUGUUUCAUUGCCCGACUCUAUAAGUGAUCUCUUCAACUUGCUCACUUUAUCAUUAAGUAAUUGCCGCUUUAUCUGUCGGUUACCAUCGGCAGUAGGAAGUUUAUCCAAACUACGGCAUCUUGACAUCUCUAACACUGAUCAACUGAGGGAAAUGCCGAUCGAAAUCGGUAAUUUGAAAAGCCUGCGGACAUUACCAAAACUUGUUGUCAGCAAAGUCGGUGGCUUGGGACUGAGGGAAUUGAGGAAUCUUGAGCAUUUGCGGGGGACACUUGCCAUUUCAGAAUUGCAAAAUGUGACGGACAUCGAGGAUGCAAAGGAGGCAUGCUUAAGGCAUAAGCAAGAACUCGUUGAAUUACAACUGGCAUGGGGAAAUGAUAUUGAUGUUUCUAUUGAAAGGAGUUCUGAAAAAGAAGUGCUAGACAUGCUACAGCCUCAUGAAAACUUAAGAAAUCUCAAGAUUGAAUUCUAUAGAGGUGAAAACUUCCCAAGUUGGGUAGGGGAUAAAUUAUUUUGCGAAUUGUUGAGUAUAAGCCUCGGCAGCUGUAGUGAAUGUACAUCUUUACCCCCACUUGGGCAACUUCCCAAGCUCAAACAUCUGCGCAUAGAAGGCAUGCGAAAAGUAAAACACGUUGGUGUUGAAUUUUGUGGUUCUGUGGUUGUCCCAUUUCAAAGACUCGAGAGUCUAAGAUUUUAUGACAUGCCAGAAUGGGAAACAUGGUCCCGUUCUGCAGAUGGUGAGGUAUCUGAGAACCAGUUCCCUCAUCUUACUCAGCUUACUAUAUUCAAAUGCCCCAAGUUAACUAAUGUUUCUCCAUUGAAGCUUCCCAUUCUUCAUGAGUUGGACCUUCAGGAAUGCAACAAUGUAGUGUUACGAAGUUUCAGUAAUCUUAGUAAGUUAAACUACUUGAAAGUUGAGUCUGUUACAGGGCUAUCUCAUCUACCGGGGGAACUUCUGCAGUCCACUGAAUCACUUGAAGUUUUAGAGUGUUGUAAUUGCAGGGAACUGCUUUCACUGUGGGAAAAUGGAGUUACAGUAGAACAUCUUGUCCGGCUACGACGUCUCGUCGUUGCCGACUGUUCGGAACUUGUAUCCCUUUGUGAAGAGGAGCAACAGAUGCCUUGCAAUCUUGAAGUUCUGGAAUUAUUUCGCUGUGCAAGUUUAAUGUCCAUUCCAAACAUAAGCAACCUUAGGAUCCUGAGGGAGUUUAUAAUCAAGAAUUGCCAAAGACUUGUCAGCUUUUCGGAAAAUGGCGUCCCUCCCAUGCUUCGACGCCUUGAGAUACUCAGCUGCAAUGCCCUAGAAUCCCUGCCUCGUAGCUUCUCAAACCUUGAAAGGUUGGAGAUUAAGGACUGCUCGUCUCUGAGGACCUGUUUGGAUGGUAACUUCGCUAUCACACUUAAAAAACUUUCCAUCAAAAACUGCAAUCAACUUGCAGAGGCAAUGCUUCCUCCGAACAGUGACAUUUCUCUGGAAGAGCUUACUAUAUCUAAAUGGCUGAAUUUCAGCUCUCUAGUUCAGCAUGUGCACAGCUUUUCGCAUCUUUUUGAACUGUAUCUUUCUGAUUGUAAUGGUCUAGAUAACUUCCCAGAGCAAGGAUUGCCACCAAACUUGAGGACACUUUCCAUCGAACAUUGUUCAAAUCUUAAGUCCUUGCCAAUGCAGAUUCGAAACCUCACAUCCCUCGUAUCACUUGAGAUACGUACUUGUCGCAGGCUUCAGAGCUUCCCAAGAUGUGAUUUUCCCCCAAAUUUAUCUUCACUAAGGAUCUGGGAUUCUAGGAAACUCAAGCCUCUAGCAAGGUGGGGCCUACACAGACUAACCUCUCUUCGAGAAUUUUCUAUCUGUGGUGGAUUUCAAGAACUCGAGUUUCUUGGUGAUGAUGGUGGUCUCUUUCCUCGUUCUCUAAUAAAGUUUUCUAUUGCUAGAUUUCCGAAACUUACUUCGCUCUCUAAGGUUCUUGAAAACCUCACUUCUCUGCAACACCUAUCAAUCAUGAAUUGUACGAGCCUUAGUGUUUUGCCCAGUGAAAACCUUCUCGACAAGCUUUGGCAUCUAGAGAUAAGUGACUGUCCCCCUCUGAAACAUAGGUGUCUCAAAGAUAAAGGGGAGUAUUGGAACAAGAUAUCUGGAAUUCCUUGUGUAGAAUUAGACGGCACUUACAUUUACAGACAGAGUUCGGGUUAAGCUGCUGUAAUUUUCCAUCGUUAGAGGGUAUCAGAGACCAUAUCUUUACUGCAUUAUCAGUUUGCCAGCACUGUCUAAAACUGUCUAUGCAUGCAUGAAAAAGAGAACAACAGUUUCGAUCAAGGGGUGAAUGAACUUUCAAUAUGGUGACCGACGACCUAUUUGAUUGAAGCAUUAUCGUAUCUUUGAUGCUUGCUCUCGACAUGCUACCACAGCAAGAAGUAAGAAAAAUUAUACAAAUUUUAAGCCUCUAAAUGCAGACCCAAGGUUGUGUUACUGCAAGUCUGGUAUUUUCUUUAGAUCUAAAUGCUUUGAUUGGGAUUUCAGAAUACUUUCUUACAUUUCAGAAUAUUUCUGAAUACUUUCUUACAUUUUCUAUGCCGAUAUUGCAAGGAUGUGCUUAACCAACUAUUGUUUGUCUCAUGUAUUUGGCAAGUUAAUUUUAGGUGUCGUUUUGUUGAACGCUUUAUCUGAAAAAGCUUAAACUCUUAUAAAGUGGACAAAUUAUUUAUUUAAA